AUGCCGAACAAGGUUUGUCUCGUGGGCUCCGGCAACUGGGGCUCUGCCAUCGCCCGUAUCAUCGGCGAGAACACCAAGAAGUUGCCCGAGACGUUCGAGCGCGACAUUAACAUGUGGGUCUUCGAGGAGCAAGUGAACGGCCGCAAUCUCACCGAGAUUAUCAACUCGGAGCACGAAAACGUCAAGUAUUUGCCUGGCUACAAGCUGCCGGAGAACAUCAUCGCCGUGCCAGACCUUCUCGACGCCGUGCGUGGCGCCGACAUUCUCAUUUUCUGCGUGCCACACCAGUUCUUGGGCCGCAUGUUGGUCUCCAUUAAGCAACAGGGUCUCAAGGAGGGCGCUAUGGCCGUCUCCCUCAUCAAGGGCAUUGACUUCGACGCGAAUGGAGUCGUCCUGGUGUCCGACCUUAUCCGUAAGGGUCUAGACAUCGAUUGCAGUGUUCUAAUGGGCGCAAAUGUUGCCAAUGAGGUGGCGGCUGGCGACUUCUGCGAGUCUACGCUUGGUUGCGCCGACUUGCGCCACGGCGCUCUACUCCGUGAGCUGUUUAACGCUCCUACGUUUCGCGUGGACGUGGCGCUGGACCCGCACGGCGUGGAGAUGUGCGGCGCUCUAAAGAACGUCGUUGCACUCGGUGCUGGCUUCUGCGACGGCCUUAAGUACGGUGGCAACACCAAGGCUGCCAUCAUCCGUAUUGGUCUGAGCGAGAUGAAGAAGUUUUGCUUCAAAUACUUUGACGGUGUCAAGGAAGACACGUUCUUCGAGAGUUGCGGUAUUGCUGAUCUAAUUACCACGUGCUUUGGCGGCCGCAACCGCAAGUGCGCUGAGGCCUUUGUGACGCAAAAGACCACGUGGGAAGAGCUCGAGAAGACCAUGCUCAACGGCCAGAUGCUGCAGGGUACGCUCACGUCUAAGGAAGUGUACGCUAUUCUCAAGGAGCACAAUGCCACUGACCAGUUCCCGCUGUUCACGGCCAUCUACCGUAUUGCCUUCGAGGGCGCCGAACCUGCCACGAUCACGCAACUCGAGUGCGCGCAGUAA
Phytophthora infestans T30-4 is the source of this 1038-nucleotide messenger RNA. RefSeq names its product glycerol-3-phosphate dehydrogenase. The transcript has a single exon. Gene Ontology annotation, molecular function: protein homodimerization activity; NAD binding; glycerol-3-phosphate dehydrogenase [NAD(P)+] activity. The record is from RefSeq and is a predicted model, not a curated record. Gene Ontology annotation, biological process: carbohydrate metabolic process; glycerol-3-phosphate catabolic process. The coding region runs from base 1 to 1038 and encodes 345 amino acids. Gene Ontology annotation, cellular component: glycerol-3-phosphate dehydrogenase (FAD) complex; cytosol. Lineage: Eukaryota; Oomycota; Peronosporomycetes; Peronosporales; Peronosporaceae.